Pungitius pungitius (ninespine stickleback) is the source of this 2139-nucleotide messenger RNA. RefSeq names its product zinc finger HIT-type containing 6 (gene znhit6). NCBI's taxonomy places the organism in Eukaryota, Metazoa, Chordata, Actinopteri, Perciformes, Gasterosteidae. The coding region runs from base 70 to 1221 and encodes 383 amino acids. The record is from RefSeq and is a predicted model, not a curated record. Gene Ontology annotation, biological process: box C/D snoRNP assembly; snoRNA localization; maturation of LSU-rRNA from tricistronic rRNA transcript (SSU-rRNA, 5.8S rRNA, LSU-rRNA). The transcript is spliced from 10 exons. Gene Ontology annotation, cellular component: pre-snoRNP complex; nucleus.
UUUGUUUUGCUGCCGCCACCACAGCGGCGUCCCACGUGUGCGCGCUGCUCUCCCGUCACGUGCCCUUGAAUGGCACCAACGACGGACACGACGCCAGGCGCGCACCGCAAGAUGGAAAACGACCGCGAGGAAGAAGGGCCGAGAGGAACCAAAAGAAAGAUUUCUCUUUCGAACUGUGGCGUGUGUGGAUCAGAAGAGGCGAAGUACAGGUGUCCCGCCUGUCUGGCAAAUUCCUGCAGCUUGCUGUGUGUGAAGAAACACAAGGAUGAUACGGGAUGCAGUGGCGUCAGGAAUAAAACUGCCUUUGUAACCAUCUCAGAGUUUGAUGAAAUGACACUUCUCAGCGACUACAGGCUUCUGGAGGAUACGGGGCGAUUUGCUGGCGGUGCCACCAGAGACAAACUCGUCCAAGUUCCUCGUUCCACUGCAAGAGCAAAGAGGCUUGCAGCCGGCGCCAGAAAGCUAAAUAUCACCUUGAGGUUCCUCCCCAUCACCUUCACCAAGAGCAAAGAAAACUCUACGCUCUUCUUCACCAAGGACAAACUGUUCCUGUGGCACGUGAAGGUUAUCUUUCCUCAGAGCAGCACUGAGUUCAGUCAGAGGAGGGUGUUAGAUGGGCAAACCCUGGAGCAGAUCCUCACUCCUUACAUCCACCCUACAGAGUCGGACCCGGUGACGCGCCAAAAGCUGAAGGUGUAUGUGCGCACGCCGUUUGAUCACGUGAAAGUCUUCAUGAAAGCAGAGGGGAGAAAAGCUAACUCUGUCAGGUACCAUGAGUUGGACAUUUGCAAGACCCUAAGAGACAACCUGAGCUACAAAACAAUAAUUGAAUAUCCCGUGCUUCACGUUGUACUCAGAGAACAUUGGAAGGAGUUUCCACUAAAAGGAUCAGCUGAUCCUGCCUCAGCCUGCAAAAGAGUUGCGUUACAAAAGGAGCUGCAGGACCAAGAAAACAACCGUGGCGUCCAAGUUUCACCAUUCCUGGGAGGGGCCUCCGAGACCGUCCCCGAAACGGAGCAUCCACCAGUGAAAAGGGCUACGAGAGAAGCCGAGGAGGGGGAUGUAGAGGAGGGAGAGCUCGUAGACAGCAGUGAGGAGGAGGAGGAGGAGGAGGAAGGAAACACUACAUGUGGUAAGAGCACUGACAGUGGCAACAGGCUCGCUGAUGAGCUGGAGGUGAUUGCAGGCGAACCAGAAGGCAGCGCGGACGGCGUUAAUUAACGCGGCGCCCGGGCAGCGGACGUCUCCGGUUCCUUCCAAUGACAAUCGAGCUGUCAGGAAAGUGCCGAGGUCAGCAUGACUAAGGGAUGUCCCCGUCGUCAUGUCAAUGAGUCGGCUAAUGCCGCUGACAGCUGUGGCCUGGAAUGAUGCCCAGAUGUGAAAUGGACAAGGAGGCAGCCGUAUCUGACAGGAAGUCCCCCCCCCCCCCCCCCCCUCGCGUGUCAGCGUCCAGCGGAGCGAUGUGUUCUCGGCUGUCCUGACAUUGACAGUGAUUGAUACCGCUGUAUCCUUGUGUGUAUAUAGAUGGAAGCAAUGAAAUGUUAAUUAUUAUUAGUCUUUGCCACAUGUGUGUCGUAUUCCUGCUCUUCUGUAGCAGAUGCUGACCAAAUGUCAUCUAAGGGUAAUCUCAUCUGUACGUUCCAUCUGUAGGAUCAUGUUUUACCGGGAACCAGGGGUGGGGUUGUACCUACUGAGAAGGAUUUAUAUCUCUAUAAAUUCAUAUCUUGAGGUACAUUCAAGACACUUCCAAUCAUCAUUAUCAGACCUCACCUAUUCAAAAUGAUUCAUGAGCUCCUGAAUACCUAAUAAAUGGAGUUUGAGGCCACACUGUUCCCAGGUGAGUAGGACUCCAAACAAACUAUCUGCUGAGCAAGAUCGAGUGAUAUAUAACUUAAAGUACUCUCUUGCUAAUUUAAUGUCAUUAUAAAGCUUUAAAGUUUGAACACAUUUAGUUUUUUAUCCAUCUAGCAUCUCCUGUCCUCUAAAGAGUCAGGGCAUCUUAAAGAAAAUUUGUAUUCAUGAAGCUCAGCAGUAAAAGAAGUCUUUGUUCUACACUCAGUACGUCAUCUGUUCCUUUUUUGACUGUUUAUUUUUAAUUAAAAGCUAAAGCACACCAGCAUCUCGCUGUGCCUCCAUCAC